AUGUUAAACAUUGGUAUAAUUGGUAUGGGUAGAAUUGGUCGCAUACAUGCUGAAAAUAUUGCUCGUAAUUUUCAAAAUGUACGAAUAAAAGGUAUUGCCGAUUUGUAUUUAAAUGAUGAAAUGAUUCUCUGGGCAAAGAACCUGGGCAUUCAAUGUUGGCUUAAGUGUUACGGAGAUUUAUUAGCUGACAAUGAAAUUCAUGCCAUUUUUAUUUGUUCACCAACAAGUACUCACUGCGACAUCGCAAUUGAUUGUAUUCGCAGUAAUAAGCAUGUAUUUUGUGAAAAACCACUCGGUAGCAGUAUCCGAGAAAUUUAUGGUGUAAUUUUGGAAUUUGAAAAGAGUUCUAAUACGAAACUUAAAUUUCAAAUUGGAUUUAACCGCCGCUUUGAUCAUAAUUUUCAAGCAAUAAGAGCAGCCAUCGAAUCAAAGCAAGUUGGUCAGCCGUAUAUUUUACGGUUAACAUCACGUGAUCCAAGCCCACCAUCUCUUAAUUAUGUAAAACUAUCUGGGGGCAUUUUUUUUGACAUGACUAUUCAUGAUUUUGACAUGGCAAGAUACUUAUUGGAUGAUGAUAUUAUUGAGGUUCAUGCAGAUGGAGAUGUAUUAUUUGAUUUGAAGCUUCGCGAAUUGGCAGAUAUUGAUACAGCGGUAAUAACUAUGAAAAUGUCUAAGGGCGCAUUUGUAAUAAUUGACAAUUCAAGACAAGCUGUUUAUGGAUAUGAUCAGCGUGCAGAAGUAUUUGGUUCAAAAGGACAAGCAACAAUUACCAAUGACACGUGUUCAUCUAUUAUUGUAUCAAAUAAUGAAGGCAUACAUUCCGAAAAGCCUCUACAAUGUUUUCUAGAACGCUAUAAACAAUCAUAUAUAACCGAAAUUCAACAAUUUUUCAAUGCUGUACUCAAUGAUAACGCCGUGCCUGUUACUAUUUAUGAUGUAUUAUUACUUCAACCAACAACAAUGAAACUAGUCAUCAUUCUUUGUGUUCUCUUCGUUGGUGCUUAUUGCGCACCUGUACCCAAUGAACAACUCAAUGAUCAAUGGAAUUCAUUCAAAAAACUUCAUGGAAAAAAAUACAAUUUCGUCGAAGAAGGCCAUCGCCGAAGCAUUUGGGAAGCUAACCUCGCUAAAAUCCAAAAACACAAUCAAGAAGCUAACUCAGGCAUUCACACAUAUACUGUAGGAAUGAAUGAAUAUGGUGAUUUGACUGAUGAAGAAUUCCAAAACAAAAUGAAUGGAUUCAAGAUGUUAGCUAAAUCUGAAACAACUAACUUCGAUAAUCAGAGACUCUUAUUUUCAUCAAAUGGUACCAUUCCAGAUGCUGUUGAUUGGCGUCGACAAGGUUAUGUAACACCUGUUAAAAAUCAAGGACAAUGUGGAUCAUGUUGGGCUUUCUCAGCUACUGGUGCACUUGAAGGUCAAUACUUUGCUCGAACAAAAUCGCUCGUUUCACUUUCUGAACAAAACUUGGUUGAUUGCUCAGGUCAAUUCGGUAACAUGGGAUGUUCUGGUGGUUUAAUGACACGAGCUUUUCAAUACAUCCAAUAUAACCAAGGUAUCAAUACUCGAAUAAGUUAUCCAUAUGAAGCUCGUAAUGGUAUAUGCCGAUUUCAAAUAGGAUCCGUUGGUGCCACUAGUAGUGGUUUUGUUAAUAUUCCAUCAAUGGACGAAUAUGCUCUUCAAGUUGCUAUUAGUAAUAUUGGUCCAAUUUCAGUUGCUAUUGAUGCUUCACAUUCUUCAUUUCAAUUCUACCGAUCAGGUGUUUAUAAUGAACAACAAUGCUCAUCAACACAACUUAAUCAUGGUGUUUUAGUUGUUGGUUAUGCCACGAGUGGUUCACAACAAUAUUACAUUGUUAAAAACUCAUGGGGAACAUCAUGGGGCCAACAAGGUUACAUCUUAAUGAGUCGUAACAGUAACAAUCAAUGUGGUAUUGCAACGAUGGCCAGCUAUCCACUUGUUUAA
Molecule: messenger RNA, 1965 nt
Organism: Rotaria sp. Silwood1
Lineage: Eukaryota; Metazoa; Rotifera; Eurotatoria; Philodinida; Philodinidae
Source: the annotation of a GenBank genome assembly